Ixodes scapularis (black-legged tick) is the source of this 637-nucleotide messenger RNA. Its product is annotated as apoptosis regulatory protein Siva. Lineage: Eukaryota; Metazoa; Arthropoda; Arachnida; Ixodida; Ixodidae. Bases 105 to 533 code for a protein of 142 amino acids. Gene Ontology annotation, molecular function: CD27 receptor binding. The record is from RefSeq and is a predicted model, not a curated record. The transcript has 4 exons. Gene Ontology annotation, biological process: extrinsic apoptotic signaling pathway.
UAAAUUGCGCGCGUUCACCAUUUAUCAACUGUGAACACUUGAUACGCUCCAAGUUUAUCACUUUCUUUUUAUUUUCUCCGAUAUUUUUCGACGAGGAAUUAGCCAUGAAAAGAACGAACCCGUUUGCCGACGAGCUUCCCGUCCAAUGUAAGUUUCACGUAGCGCAGAAAGACGUCGACCGAUCUUCGACGAAGCGGAUGGCCGCAGUGCACGCCAAAACUCUGAAGAUGCUGUUCUCUGCGUCGAACCAAGCACAGAACUCCGCUGUUGCCGGCAGAGAUCUUGAACGUGACAGCUGCCUACAGAACCCCACAGCAACGUUGAUUAACGGGCAGUUCCCGAAGUGCUGUUCGUGUUUCAAGCCCUGUCCAGUGAUGACGGCCGCAACGUGCAACUUUUGUGACCGCUCGUCGUGCGACGCAUGCAGCCGGACUUGCGUGGCGUGCGAGAGAAACUUCUGCCCCCUCUGUUCCAUGCUGAGGUACAACCAGUACGGAGAGCAUGCCACCUGUCUCUCCUGCAACAGGAGCUGAGCGAAGGCCUCGGUCGACCACGUGUACAUAUGUAAUAUAGGCAACUUUUGUGCGAAUGCCCAGAUGAACAAUAAAUGUCCCAAAGCAAGCGCGACCACAACACA